UUUCCUGACCUAGAGAGUGGCCGUCUUCCCUGGUUCCGAGCACUCUGUGCGGAAGGACUCUGCACUUUUCUACAAAGAGAGCACACAGGAAGGAAUGGCUGCUGUGUCUCCGACAGCCAGAUGCCAGGAAUCGGUGACAUUCGAGGACGUGGCUGUGGUUUUCACAGAUGAAGAGUGGCGGCAUCUGGUCCCCAUUCAGAGGGACCUCUAUGAGGAGGUGAUGCUGGAGAACUAUAAGAGCAUCGUCUCACUGGGACUUCCAGUUCCUCAACCUGAUGUGAUUUUUCGGUUGAAGAGAGAAGACUGGCCAUGGAUAGUAGAUCUUCAUAGAUCUGAGGAGAAAGAAUGUCCCCAAAGUGUCUCUCUAGACUGGGAGACUAAGCCUGAGAUUCAAAAUGCUUCAGAAGAAGAAAAAUCAGAAGGAGCAUCGAGGGAAAGGCUAGGAAGGCAAGGUCUUCUGUGUCCUAAAUUUGAAGAUCAUGCACCAGAGGGUGGGUUGGAAACAGAGAAGGAAAGCCCUACAGUAGAGACUUGUAAGAAAUCCCUUUCCCAGGAGAAAAGCUUUUUACAGCAAGGGUCAGCCUCACCCAAGAAAAUUCUCACUAAAGAGAAAGACCAGGAAUGCAGUGACUGUGGGAAGACCUUUUUUGACCAUUCAUCCCUUAUCCGCCAUCAGAGGGCUCACACCGGAGAGAAGCCCUAUGACUGUCAUGAGUGUGGGAAAGCAUUCAGUCACAAGAGCAGUCUCAACAGACAUCUGAUGUGUCACACUGGGGAAAGCCCGUACGAAUGCAGCGCAUGUGGGAAGGCCUUCUUUGACCGUUCAUCCCUAACUGUGCAUCAGCGAAUACAUACUGGAGAGAAGCCCUUUAAAUGCAAUGAGUGUGGAAAAGCCUUCUUUGACCGUUCAUCCCUUACUCGACACGAGAGAAUUCACACUGGAGAAAGUCCGUAUGAAUGCCAUCAGUGCGGGAAAGCCUUUAGCCAGAAAAGUAUUCUUACUCGCCAUCAGCUAAUUCAUACUGGCAGGAAGCCCUAUGAAUGUAAGGAGUGUGGGAAAGCCUUCUAUGGUGUCUCCUCACUGAACAGACAUCAGAAAGCUCAUGCUGGGGAGCCUCGCUACCGGUGCAUUGUGUGCGGCAAAGCUUUCUUUGACCGCUCGUCCCUCACGCAACAUCAGAAGAUCCAUAGUGGAGAGAAGCCAUAUGAAUGCAGUGAAUGUGGGAAAGCCUUUAGCCAGAGAUGCCGGCUCACGCGGCAUCAGAGAGUUCAUACAGGAGAGAAGCCCUUUCAAUGCAGUGUGUGUGAGAAAGUUUUCAGUUCGAAAUCAUCAAUUAUCCAACAUCAACGGCGUUAUGCCAAGCAGGGAAUAGACUGAGUUGGGUGAAAACUUGAGUCAGACAAAAGACCUCCAUAAAAAUUUGAGAUAGGUCUCCCCUAUCUUAAACCCACCAUUUGCUCAUUCUACCCAUUCUGGCUACUGUUCUCUCGUCCUCCCUCUGCUCCAGAGUGUUUAAUAAGCUCUCUAUUCCUACUGUGUUAUAGAACUGAUGGGAGUGGGCAGAAACUAGGAAAUAACUCUAAAGAUUCAAAAUUUUGGAAAGGUGUGUCAGACAGUAGGGUAGAUGUUAGGAGGAGAUCCAGAGAUACACCUCUUGUCUGAGAACCUAGACCCCAGGUAUCACCGCACUUUAAAUAACUAGAGGCUGCAACAGGAAGGAAAAGCCAAA
Propithecus coquereli (Coquerel's sifaka) is the source of this 1730-nucleotide messenger RNA. It is a transcript of the gene ZNF2, whose product is annotated as zinc finger protein 2. The coding region runs from base 95 to 1378 and encodes 427 amino acids. NCBI's taxonomy places the organism in Eukaryota, Metazoa, Chordata, Mammalia, Primates, Indriidae. The record is from RefSeq and is a predicted model, not a curated record. Gene Ontology annotation, molecular function: DNA-binding transcription repressor activity, RNA polymerase II-specific. Gene Ontology annotation, biological process: negative regulation of transcription by RNA polymerase II. The transcript is spliced from 5 exons.